This is a messenger RNA of Pimephales promelas (fathead minnow), 1302 nucleotides long. It is a transcript of the gene ift46, whose product is annotated as intraflagellar transport 46 homolog (Chlamydomonas). Gene Ontology annotation, cellular component: intraciliary transport particle B; microtubule organizing center; motile cilium. NCBI's taxonomy places the organism in Eukaryota, Metazoa, Chordata, Actinopteri, Cypriniformes, Leuciscidae. The record is from RefSeq and is a predicted model, not a curated record. Gene Ontology annotation, biological process: intraciliary transport; cilium assembly.
UCGCGAGAACAAGUUUCCUUGGCAACAAUACACGGUGUUUUAAUGGAGAGGUCCGAGCGACAAAAGAUUCAGCUCACAACCAACCAGCCAUACGACGAGAGUUUUGAGGUGAACGCAGACGAGGCCUCCAGCGUUCACACACCAUCCCCACGACAGAGAGUUUCCAGGAGGGCGGGCAGGCAGAAGCUCAGCGCCAUGGCCAGUUAUGCUGGUGAGAAACUAGAAGACGACACUAAAAGAAAGAAAGAGCCGCCACCUGGUGCUCAUGGUACUGUGGAGAAUGAUGAAGAAGAUGAGGAGGAAGAAGAUGAUGAUGACGACGACGAUGAUGAUGAUUCUGAUGACACAGAGUCUGAUGAGGAGGAAGGGGAGCCUGGAUCUGCUCCAGAAGGUGCAUAUGACCCUGCCGAUUAUGAACACCUUCCUGUCACAGCCGAGAUCAAGGAGCUAUUUCAGUACAUCACUCGAUACACUCCUCAGACGAUAGAGCUUGACCACAAACUGAAGCCCUUUAUCCCUGAUUUCAUCCCAGCUGUGGGGGACAUUGAUGCUUUCCUCAAAGUACCACGGCCAGAUGGGAAGGCUGACAAUCUUGGUCUCCUCGUUCUAGAUGAGCCAUGCGUUAAACAGUCAGACCCAACAGUGCUUUCCUUGUGGCUGUCAGAGAACAGCAAACAACACAAUGUCGCUGAAGUGAAAGUUAAGAGCAUCGAAAACCCAGAGAAGAACCCCAAAGCCAUAGACAACUGGAUCGAGAGCAUUACUGAGCUGCACCGGUCCAAACCUCCAGCUACCGUACACUACACGAGACCCAUGCCAGACAUCGACAACCUGAUGCAAGAGUGGCCGGCUGAAUUUGAGGAGCUUUUGGGGAAGGUGAAUCUCCCCACAGCAGACAUUGACUGUGAUUUGGCUGAUUAUGUUGACAUUAUUUGUGGAAUCCUGGACAUCCCUGUGUACAAGAACCGAAUUCACUCACUUCACGUCCUGUUCACUCUCUACUCUGAAUUCAAAAACUCACAGCACUUUAAAUCUGUUGGGGAGGGCCAGAAGUCCGACACACCGCCUGCUUCACGGACAGCUACUGCUGAAUUAGAAAGACUCACUUUGGAUUGAUAUCUCCAUCAUGGCCUAUUUUAUUACAUCCUGUUUUUUUCUAAGCUGUCAUGUGACCACAACUGAGUUCUGUUAAGUGCUAUUUUAUUCAUUACACUAUGAAUUCUUCAUUUGAUUGUGUUCUCACAACAUGAUUGUGAUGCAAUAAUCACUACAAUUGCAUUUUAAUAAAACUUAUUUCCUCAA